AUGGCUAACCACUACGAAGUGCUGGGCCUGCAGGCCGGCGCCUCCCCGGAGGACAUCAGGAAGGCCUACCGCAGGCUGGCCUUGCGCUGGCACCCCGACAAGAACCCGGGCAACAAGGAGGAGGCCGAGAGGAGGUUCAAGCAGGUGUCCGAGGCCUACGAGGUCCUGUCCGACUGCCGGAGGCGCUCGGCGUAUGACCGCGCCGGCCGUGACAGCCGGCGGGCCGGCGGGGCCAGCAGCCCCCACGGCGGCCCCUUCGGCAGCGGCUACACCUUCCGCAACCCCGAGGACAUCUUCCGCGAGUUCUUCGGGGGCCUGGACCCCUUCUCCUUUGACUUCUGGGACGGCCCGCUCGGCAGCGAGCGCGGCGGCCGGGGCCACGGGCUGCGCGGGGCCUUCUCGGCCGGCUUCGGCGAGUUCCCGGCCUUCCUGGAGGCCUUCUCGGCCUUCGACAGCCCGGGCCGCGGCGCGGGCGGCGCCAGCCGCGCCGCCUUCUCGGCCACGUCCUUCGGGGGCUCGGGCUCUGGCGGCUCGGGCUUCAAGUCGGUGAUGUCAUCCACUGAGAUGGUGAAUGGACACAAGGUCACCACCAAGCGCACCGUGGAGAACGGGCAGGAGCGGGUGGAGGUGGAGGAGGACGGGCAGCUCAAGUCGGUGAUCGUCAACGGCAAGGAGCAGCUCAGACGGGUGGACAGCAAGUAG
Molecule: messenger RNA, 702 nt
Organism: Camelus dromedarius (Arabian camel)
Lineage: Eukaryota; Metazoa; Chordata; Mammalia; Artiodactyla; Camelidae
Gene: DNAJB8
Product: DnaJ heat shock protein family (Hsp40) member B8
Exons: 1
Coding region: 1-702 (233 amino acids)
Molecular function (GO): Hsp70 protein binding
Source: RefSeq, a predicted model, not a curated record